UGACACAGCCUUUACUCGGAGUUGUAGCUGAUGUCAGUCACAGUGGGACAGACCGGUCACAGAGUAACAUCGCUGGGCCUUCUUCUUCCUCCUCCUCUGCUCUUGUUACACUGUCUCAGAAUGAGAGCGAUAGCCAUGUCUUCCAGCUCGGCGAUGGUGCGGAUUCUGAUAAAGGGCGGUAAGGUGGUGAACGAUGACUGCACCCAGGAGGCCGACGUCUACAUCGAGAACGGCAUCAUCCAGCAGGUGGGGAAGGAGCUGAUGAUCCCCGGGGGGGCCAAGGUGAUCGAUGCCUCUGGAAAACUGGUUCUGCCCGGGGGGAUCGAUACCAGCGUCCACCUGGAAGAGAGCUUCAUGAAUGCCAUCACGGCUGAUGAUUACUACAGCGGCACCAAGGCUGCCUUGGCUGGUGGUACAACAAUGGUGAUCGGACACGUCCUGCCAGAGAGGAAUGAGUCUCUGCUGGAGGCCUACGAGAACUGCCGCAGCUCGGCGGACUCCAAAACCUGCUGUGACUACGCUUUGCAUGUGGGAGUUACUUGGUGGGGACCCAAGGUGAGAGCGGAAAUGGAGAAGCUUGUGAGAGAGAAAGGAGUUAAUUCCUUUCAGAUGUUCAUGGCUUACAAGGACAUGUUCAUGCUGAGGGACAGCGAGCUUUUCCAGGUCCUGCAGCACUGUAAAGACAUUGGAGCCAUUGCCAGGGUCCAUGCUGAGAAUGGGGAGCUGGUGGCAGAGGGUGCUAAGGAAGCGUUGGACCUGGGCAUAAGUGGUCCAGAGGGCAUUGAAAUCAGCCGGCCUGAGGAGCUGGAAGCAGAAGCCACGCACAGAGCAAUUACUAUCGGCAACAGGGCCCACUGUCCAGUCUAUCUUGUAAAUGUGUCCAGCAUGUCUGCAGGAGAUGUAGUGGCCUCUGCCAAGAUGCAAGGUAAGGUGGUCCAUGGAGAAACAAGCACAGCCCACGCUGUCCUGAAUGGCAUGCAGUACUAUCAUCAGGACUGGUCCCACGCGGCUGCCCAUGUCACCGUACCUCCCCUUCGCCUGGACCCCAAUACUCCCAAUUUCCUAAUGAGUCUGCUGGGAAAUGACACCCUGAACGUGUUGGCAUCUGACCAUCGUCCAUUUACCAUUAAACAGAGAGCCAUGGGUAAGGAUGAUUUCACAAAGAUCCCCCACGGGCUGCCUGGCAUUCAAGACCGCAUGAGCAUCAUCUGGGAAAAGGGAGUGAUCGGAGGUAAAAUGGAUGAGAAUCGCUUUGUGGCAGUCACAAGCUCAAAUGCAGCCAAGAUCUACAACCUCUACCCCAGGAAAGGCAGGAUCAUCGCUGGAGCAGAUGCUGAUGUGGUGGUCUGGGAUCCCGAGGGAUCCAAGACCAUCUCAGUGGAUAACCAGGUCCAGGGAGGCGAUAUAAACCUGUAUGAAGGUCUCCGUUGUCACGGGGUGCCCCUGGUUACCAUCAGCCGUGGGCGACUGGUCUAUGAAAACGGCAUGUUCACAUGUGCCGAGGGCUCUGGGAAGUUUUGCCCACUGAGAACUUUCCCAGAUUACCUCUACAAGAAGAUGGUUCAGAGGGAAAAGAGCCAGGCGGUGAAAGCUGUGGAGCGAGAGCCCUACACGGGUGACGUUGUUGCCGUGGCAAAUUCAGGAAAGAGGGACUUGGGAGUUCAAGAUCUGGACACUCCGACAAGGCCCUGCACCCGGCAUGGGGGCUUGAGGGACCUCCACGAGUCCAGCUUCAGCCUGUCUGGUGCUCAGAUCGACGACAACAUUCCAAAGAGAUCCUCAGCAAGGAUCUUGGCUCCUCCUGGUGGGAGGUCCAGCGGGAUCUGGUAACCAAUAAGAUAGCCAUUGCAUAACGUGAAAGAAUGGCACCAGAGUAAAACACAAAGGCCAAGCAGGAAUACUCAGUUUUAUUUCUGGAAUCUUAGAAUAUGUGUGGAAUAAUGGAAUCAUGUUUUUUUUAUUUUAUUUGACGGUUAUUUAGAACUGUAAAUUUGUAUGACUUUGCCCUAACAACAUUGCAGAAUGACGAGGCAAAACGUUGGCUAAGUGGUUGUAGCUACCAAAAUACCAUUCCCAUGUUAAUCAAAUAUGAGCAGCAUUUGAAAAUUAGUUGCCAUUGAGUUACUUUGGUUAUUGGAUCAUGUUAGGGAAAAACUUUGUAGCUUGCCCAUAGCUUUAGGAAUAUGAAAGUGAGUCAUGGUUUUUAUGAUGCGAUUGUGUUACCUCACUGUAAAAUACAAUUUUGCACUUGUAUCAUGUACUAUUUAGAUGCCUUUUUACAUGAUUUAAUGUCACUAUAUGUCUUUUUACUGUGAGCCAUGGUGAAUGAAAGGUAAUUGAUAAUUACAAGUCUGCUGCCUGACCUAAGUAUGUCAGGGAUAAAACAAAUAGUUGCUAUCAGUCAACUGAUGAAGCAUUAUCUGUGUUGUUUUCCUCUAAAGAUAGGAUUACUUCAUGAAGAAAAAUGUGGUCUGUGUUCAGUGGUUCAUCAUUGCCAGGUUGUUGUUUGAGAUUCUUUUUACAGUGGUUUGGUAGAAUGGACAUCUGUUCCACCUCACCAAAUCUGAAUGAAACUGCUGUGACUUCUCUGCAUGAUAGCAUUGCUAGAACAACUUUGUCAAGCACAACUAUUGGUUAUCCUACGCUGCAGUUUUGUGCUUGUUUUCAUUUCCACGUAGAGCAAAAAGUCUCACCCAAAUUGCCUUUUGACACAGACACUCUUGAACGUAUGGACCCACACCGCCAGUUCUGAUCCUGACAUGUUGAUCACUGUCAUUUUUUUCAUUUUUUUUUUUUUACAGCUCUGACUUACUCUGGCCUGAAAGGGCACAGUGUAAAUGUUCCUCUGACACACACUUCUAAUGAAACACACCACUGUGAAGCAUGUAGAAAACAUGAUGGGAUCAUAUUCUGCAUCCGGAAUGUUACAAUGUUAUUCAGUUUAUGCCAAGUGUCUGCAAGGGAACAAAUGCCUUCCUAAGUCACCAAAAGUUUAUAUGUCUGUUGAGCAACUACAGCACUGAUACCUUCAUAAGCUCUCUGUUACUGUAUAUUUUGUGUUUUGUAUUAUUAGUUUCUUAAAUUUACGUGUGAAUAAUUAUCUUAGUAACUGAUUUUACUCAGUUUUUGUUAAGCUGAAACCAGUAUGCACACUGCUCAUUGCUGUUUGAAUUUUGGACAGAUUUCUCUUUGGUCUUUUCCCUCCCAGAUGUACAGUGGUGCUGAGUGAUGUGUUAUCACAUUGAAAUCCUGUAUCUCUUUUCCUUCCUUGCAGCUCUUUAUCACAUGAUUUGAGUGCAAAUAAACCACAAUGAAACCAUUGAUUGUGUGAUCCCUGAUGAGUGGUGAGAAGCGCAUUGUGGAUACCUGUACUUAGGUAGUUGAGUUAAUCCUAUUAGCCCUAUAGCUCCC
Menidia menidia (Atlantic silverside) is the source of this 3411-nucleotide messenger RNA. The record is from the annotation of a GenBank genome assembly. Lineage: Eukaryota; Metazoa; Chordata; Actinopteri; Atheriniformes; Atherinopsidae.